Meloidogyne enterolobii is the source of this 843-nucleotide messenger RNA. NCBI's taxonomy places the organism in Eukaryota, Metazoa, Nematoda, Chromadorea, Rhabditida, Meloidogynidae. The record is from the annotation of a GenBank genome assembly.
AUGGAUUUUACUAAUAAUGAAUUAGAUUUUCGGCCGAUUGCUUCAACAUCUUCAGAGUCUAAAACGCGGUUUUCUCAUCUUUAUUCAGUUCAACUUAAACAACAUCAAUGCCCUAUUGUAUAUACAAAUGAAUACAAUAUUAGCUUUUUUGGAAUUGAGAGGUUACAUCCAUUUGAUUCAAAAAAAUGGGGAAGAGUUUUUCAAUUUCUUGUUGGUGGUUCCAUUUUAGCUGCAAAAUUAGCACUUCAAUAUGGUUGGGCAAUUAAUAUUGGUGGCGGUUUUCACCAUGCUUGUAGUGAUACAGGAGGCGGUUUUUGUGUUUAUGCUGAUAUUACUUUAGCAAUUAAAAUUUUAUUUGAGGAUGGAUUGAUUAAAAAAGCAAUGAUUAUUGAUUUGGAUGCUCAUCAAGGUAAUGGACAUGAAAAUGAUUUUAUUAACGAUAAUCGUGUUUAUAUUAUGGAUUUUUACAAUGAACAAAUUUAUCCUAAAGAUGGACCUGCAAAAAAAAGUAUUUCAAGGGCAAUUCCUCUUCGAAUUGGAACGAGCGACGAGUAUUACCUUUCUCGAUUAGAAAGGGAAUUGAAUGAGGCAUUCUCUGAAUUUACUCCUCAUUUGGUUGUUUAUGUGGCUGGUACAGAUUCGCUUUCUGGUGAUCCUUUAGGGCUUUUGAGAAUUUCUUCUAAGGGAAUUAUUCGACGAGAUGAAUUAGUAUUUAAAGCAACUAAACAACGUGAAAUACCUAUUGUUAUGUUAACUAGUGGAGGUUAUUUACAACAAACAGCUAGGGUUAUUGCUGAUUCAAUAAUUAAUUUAAAUUCGCUUGGCCUUAUUGAACUUAAAUAA